Messenger RNA from Bactrocera oleae (olive fruit fly), 3696 nucleotides. Its product is annotated as lipase 3. The record is from RefSeq and is a predicted model, not a curated record. Gene Ontology annotation, molecular function: hydrolase activity, acting on ester bonds. Gene Ontology annotation, biological process: lipid metabolic process. NCBI's taxonomy places the organism in Eukaryota, Metazoa, Arthropoda, Insecta, Diptera, Tephritidae.
AAAAUGUUGUAGUAAGUUGAAGACAUACUUUUUGACUGAUACUACUUUUCUGCACGCAACUGUGCAUCAAAUUAAAAUUAACUUGUGGUGUGUAUACUAAUUAAAGUAACAACCGUGUAGAUUACUGAAAAGUAAAUAAUAAAAAUUACAGAGAAACAAUAACAAAUAUAUUUCUUAGCAACGAAAAAAAAACAAAGAAGCACCACAGUAAAAAUGAAAAAUUCUAUGUCAAGAAAUUUCUAAAAAAAGUCAAUAUCUCAAAAAAAGGAAACUGUUACAUGAAACAAGCCUGCAAAAACAAUAGCAAGCAGCAGCAACAACUAGCAGCAUUGAAAACUUACAAAACCCUUCAAAAAUCGCUUCAAAAUAGUGUUUACAAAAACUCUUACAACAAGAAAGAAUUACACGUAGAAAUAAACAAAACACACUAAAAAAAAUCUAACGCCAAAGCCAAAAAAAAACACGAUUAAAUUAUCGCAGCAAACGCGGUAGAAGUAAUACAUAAUGCAACAAGUCAACAGAAGCAAUAGUAAUCAAUGUGUGUGAGAGAUCGCUGUCGCCGCGAAGCACUACGCUGAAGCCAAAACAACAGCACUAGUCAUUAGCGCACAACAGUCGAACAAGUCCGGCCGUGGCAAAUAGUCAGACAGGACGGGCAAACGCUAGAGUGUUAUAUUAUAUUUAGUAAAUUUCGUGUUAAUAUUUUUAGUAUUACUUCAAAUACAAUUGAGACGCGCGAAACUUAGCCCACAGAGCAUCGAACCGAAUUGGAUUGCAGCAAAUAAAGUAGGUCAAAGCUUAGACAACGACGCGGCACAGCCAGUUAAGGAAGAGGUUUCUUUGUACAAAAAGUUUUAGAGUGCGUGAAGUCAACGAGUUGUGGAAAGGAGAAAUCAGCAAAUUGAAGCGUGAAGGACGGCUAUUUAAGCAGACCAAAGGCACAGGUGGCUCGCAGUGAUCGCACAUAAUUGGUAUAGCUGAAAUUUGGUUGAUUUGUGAUUGGUGCUGAAAAAUAUUUGGAGGAGUGACAUGAUCAGCGGAAAGCACUAGAUUGAACCAGAAGAUCAUAAUAUUGGAAGUGAGUCGCAGGUUUUUACUAUUGUUGUUACGAGAACAGUUGAAUAGAAAGGAGUUUUUGAGCGAGUUUAGUGCUAGAAAAUUCAAGGGACUCGUAAUAAUCUACCGAAAUCUGAGAUAUAAACAACGAUCCGAUCAACGAAGUCCAAGUAAAAAAUAGUCUAACUGCUAAAAUAGCAAAAAUAAUUCAAAGAACCAAUAAAUAGGCUGAUGAAUAACGUUGUUACAACAUUAACUUAUUGUGCAAUUGCUUUAAAUAUCCACGAAUUUCAGCAACAAUUUUAUAUUAUUAAAAAAUAUAUGCCAAAAACGACGUUCAAACAAAAAUCUAAAAAAACGCUGAAAAUAUUUAUCAUUCAAUCGUACGACUUAUUUAAUUGACUCAUAACCGGCUACAGAGUAACGCGCCUUUAACAGCUGAUUAUUAACAACGCAGAGAAAAAGGGACAACAAAAAAACACGCCAUAUUACAAGAAAUACCGCUAUUAACAAGCUCAGAGUCAUAAAACAGUGAACGUGUGCAAAAUAUAAGAAAAAACUAAUUUAAAAUUGGAAAAAAAGCAUUUUGCGUAAACGUCAAUUAUUUGUGAGCUUACAAAAUAAAUUAUCGCAAGAUAAGUGGCAAAUUCGCGUGCCAACACACGAAUAAUAUUGUUAUAAACAUACAAACAUACAAAACUAGUGUAACGUGAAAAAUUUGCACAUUUUUUUUAAAUAAAAUAACGAAGCAAACAAAUUGCCAAAAACUUAAUUACUCAAUUGUCAAAAAAAUAUUUUUACUAGCGUGCAAUUGCAAUAUUUUUUUAAUUAAAAAAAAAGUACAAAAAUAACAAAAAGGAGCAUAAUGUCACCAACGUACAAUUUACUGCAGCGUCUGCACGCCAAAUGCAGCAACAACACACAAAAUGUCACUUGGCUGACAUUUCUCACAGUUCUCUUGAUGCUCUUCGACAUGCAGUUUAAGCGAACGGAAGCGCUCAAAGUGACGGCCAAAAUGAUAUCCAACCACAAUUAUCCGGUCGAAGAGCAUACAGUACACACACCCGACGAUUACAUAUUAACUGUAUAUCGAAUACCCGAUUCACCAAAAUUGCGCGGCACAGCCAACUCAACGGCCAUUGCACGCACCUCCAAACCGGUCGUCUUUCUGCAGCACGGCAUACUCUGCGCCUCCGACGAUUGGAUACUCAACGGGCCAGACACUUCGCUGGCGUACAUGUUCGCCGAUUCCGGUUAUGAUGUGUGGCUGGGCAAUGCACGUGGCAAUACAUACUCGCGUCAGCACAAAUACAAACAUCCCGAUUCGUCGGAUUUCUGGAAUUUCAGUUGGCACGAAAUCGGCGUCUUCGAUUUAGCCUCAAUGCUGGAUUAUGUAUUGGUCGAAACAAAUGAUACAGCGUUGCAUUUUGUAGCGCAUUCACAAGGCACCACCACAUUCUUCGUGCUCAUGUCCACACUGCCGUGGUACAAUGAGAAAGUGAAGACUGUGCAUCUGUUGGCGCCCAUUGCAUUUAUGCGUAAUCAUUCGUUUAUGCUCUCGAAAUUGGGUGGACUCUUCUUGGGUUAUCCCUCGUUUUUGAGUUGGGUACUGGGCGGUAUGGAGUUGCUGCCGAUUACCAGCAUGCAGAAGCUUUUAUGUGAAUAUGUGUGCUCGGCGGAAUCUAGAUUUCGAUUUCUUUGCUCGGGAAUUUUAGAUUUUCUUGGCGGUUGGGGUACACGGCAUUUAAAUCAUACACUGCUGCCACACGUUUGCGAAACACAUCCCGCUGGUGCUUCCACAACACAAAUUAUUCACUACUUGCAGCUGUACACAUCCGGUGAUUUCCGUCAAUACGAUCACGGCAUCGAAUUGAAUAAGAAGUACUACCAACAGGAGACACCGCCAUCCUAUAAUGUCCACGAGAUAUCCAGUUGUGUAAAUAUGUAUUACAGCAACAAUGAUUACAUGUCCGCCGUUGAGGAUGUGGAAUAUCUGGCAACACUGCUGCCUUGCGUGGAACUCUAUCGUAUACCCUAUGACGACUGGAACCACUAUGACUUCUUGUGGUCGGUUAAUGUGAAAGAAGUGAUAAACGAUAGAAUAAUAGACAAAAUCGUCAGACAUGAGUUGCAAAAUUUGUGAAACUGAUUUUCUUUUAAGGAAACUAGUCACAAAUAAGGUGUGUUUGUUGUAUAGGUGUUACCAUAAGUGCUGUUUGUAAAUAGUUUUUUUGUAUGCUUGUAGUAUUAUUGAAUUAUUUAAGGUAUAUAGGUAGAAUUAACAAACUAAAAAGUGAAAACGAAAAAAUAUUUAAAUUUUUAAUUAAAAUAUGAAAUUUUUAAGUAUGUACCUUUUAUAAGCUGUGAGACCAAAAAGAUAAAAACGAAAACUAAGUGAAAUAAUUAAAAGAAUGGCGUUUUAUAUACGCAAAUACUCAAAGGUUUGUGAACUAUUCGCUUAAGAAGUUAGACAAUAUUAUUUAGUGUUUAAUAAAUAUGUAUUACAAAAUACGUACGUAUGUAGGUGCGAUGUUAUAUGUACUUGAUGUAGGAAUAGCGAAAAAAUUAACUAUAAGUAUUUACGCUGACUAAAUGAAACGCUUUUUACGAGUAACUAAUAAAAAAUAAAAUAAAUUUGAA